Molecule: messenger RNA, 761 nt
Organism: Orussus abietinus
Lineage: Eukaryota; Metazoa; Arthropoda; Insecta; Hymenoptera; Orussidae
Gene: Rpp25
Product: ribonuclease P protein subunit p25-like protein
Exons: 5
Coding region: 131-739 (202 amino acids)
Biological process (GO): tRNA 5'-leader removal
Cellular component (GO): ribonuclease MRP complex
Molecular function (GO): RNA binding
Source: RefSeq, a predicted model, not a curated record
AUUUGUGCAAUUAAAUUGUUCUGCAUAAAUCGUUUGUGAAAUAAUUAGUUACGUGAACAUAGUUAGGUAUAUAAUGGUUCCGGCAUAAUCUUUUGGAAGAUCUCUACACAGUCAACAAUAAGGAGUUAAGAUGGCGAAGUCCAGGAAGAAGAAGAAGCUUUUGGAAAAGACUAAAUCGCCCGAAAAUGACACAAGAGAGAUUCCGAUUCCCGGUUUACCGGAGAAAUAUCUUUGGAUGCGCGUGAGAAGUAGCACCAAAAUGAGGAACGUUUUGGGAUACGCCCUGAAGGAAUUCAAGAAUCAUCAUACAAUAGUGUGGACAGGAAGCGGAGAAGGGAUUAAUAAAGCCAUCACCUAUGCGGAAAUAUUCAAAAGGAAAAACCCUAAUUUGGGGCAGAUCACGAAAUUGAGAUGUGUCGAGCAAAAAAAAGAAACAGACCUCACCGAACAAAAGACUGACGAUAAGAAAGGACCUCCUGCUGCCGAAAUUCAUAUUUUGCUUUCGAGGAAAGCAUUGGACACCAAGGAAUUAGGUUAUCAAGCUGCAGGAGCAAUGGGCACGUUUCCAGACGAGGCAAAAGAAUCGGAAAAGCGUGGCGAUAAUCCAGAAUGCAGCAAAAGGACAUCUUUGGCAGUCGCGGAAUUCGCUGCAAUGGGCCUAAGGAUCGGUCAGAAAAGGAUGACGAAGGAGCAGUACGCGGCAAUGUCGAAAAGAAAAAAGCUCGAAAGUGAUAAAUAACAGAUCGAAGUAAAAAUAGGAC